Phaedon cochleariae (mustard beetle) is the source of this 1497-nucleotide messenger RNA. The record is from the annotation of a GenBank genome assembly. Lineage: Eukaryota; Metazoa; Arthropoda; Insecta; Coleoptera; Chrysomelidae.
UUCUCCGAAUAAUGUUUGUUUGUGUGUUUUAUACUUCCUCCAGCUACAUCUCUGGUUGAGAUGUUCCUUCAUUAUUAUUUGUUUUUUCUUCUAUACUCCAGUAAGGGUUUUCUGGCUCUCGCAUGGAAGCCAUACCAGGUUGCAAUUUUUUCACCAACGGGAAUUACGAGACCAAAUUGUUAUGGAGCCCUUAUUUCUGAAGAAUGGGUACUAACACCGAAAAAUUGUUUAGGGGAAAUGCCUUCGCGUUUGGUGUUUGGAGGAAUGCAAAAAAGAAACCAGCGAGUCAUGAUAAUAAGAACUAGAGAUCAAUUCUACAAUUUUGAGUCUCCACUUAAUGUGAUGUUUGUUAAGCUUGAGAAACCAGUGGCCCUAAAUUCCAAUAUAGAACCUAUAUUAAUUAGUUCAUCUGUCGUUCAAGAAGCAGAUGGAAUUGAUAAACAAAAGAAUCCAACAUUUCCACCAUCAAUGAUACGUAAUCCUGCCAAUGUAAGGCCUAAGAUAUCGGAAGCCGUUAAAAUCAUAGCACAAAAUCGACCAACAUUUCCACCAACUAGGAUACGUGAAUCUAUAAUAAAUGGUUCAUCGGAAGCCGUUAAAAUCAUAACACAACAUCGACCAACAUUUCCACCACCUCGUAUACGUGAUCCCAGCAAUAAAGGGCCCAUUGGAAUUGGUGCACCGGAAGCUGUUAAAAUCAUAACAAAACAUCGACCAACAUUUCCACCAUCUGGUAUACGUGGUCCCAGCAAUAAGGAGCCCAUUCGAAUUGGUGCACCGGAAGCCGUUAAAAUCAUAACAAAACAUCGACCAACAUUUCCACCACCUGGUAUACGUGAUCCAAGCAAUAAAAAGUCCAUUCGAAUUGAUACACCGGGAGCUGUUGGAAUCAAGAUAGGACCUCGUCCAGAAUUGCCAUCAUCUAUGACACGUGAUCCCACCAAUAACCUCCCAAUUAAAAUUGUUCCACCGGCCAUUAAAAUUAAGAUGCCACCUCGUCCUCUACCACCAUUGAUACGAAUCAAGACAAAAACAUCAGGCGUUAGAUCGAAGACCCGAAGUCGUCCAACAUUUCCCCCAUCUUGGAUACGUGAUCACCCUUCGGAAGAACAAGGUGGAAAUUCCAAGCCAACAGACAACCAAGCAUCUGAGAGACGAAGCAAAGUCGACCAAGUAGAACCUGUUCACAAUCAUCAAGCGAGGAAACGUCGUGAUUUGAUAGACGUUUUCAUAGAUCCUCUGAGGCUUCUUGAUGAGCCCAGAGAAUUGAGGAGGAGCAUCAUUGAGUUGGCUAGACGUUCUAUCUUUUUGCCUCCACAUCGACCUAUAAAAAUUCCUCUACCAUGAUGUAUCAACUCAACUGGAAUAUUUACCAUGUUCAUUCAUAAAUAAAUCAUGUUGGCCUGUUUUGUAGUCUUCAUAAAUGGAAAUAUAUUCAUCCAUUUUAUCCCAGAUCAAUGUAUUGAUUUCCCAGAUUGAAUAAAUAUUUAUGAACAA